This is a messenger RNA of Polistes canadensis, 1185 nucleotides long. It is a transcript of the gene Gnpnat, whose product is annotated as probable glucosamine 6-phosphate N-acetyltransferase. The coding region runs from base 335 to 904 and encodes 189 amino acids. The transcript has 5 exons. Gene Ontology annotation, biological process: UDP-N-acetylglucosamine biosynthetic process. Gene Ontology annotation, molecular function: glucosamine 6-phosphate N-acetyltransferase activity; monosaccharide binding. Gene Ontology annotation, cellular component: Golgi apparatus; endoplasmic reticulum; endoplasmic reticulum-Golgi intermediate compartment. NCBI's taxonomy places the organism in Eukaryota, Metazoa, Arthropoda, Insecta, Hymenoptera, Vespidae. The record is from RefSeq and is a predicted model, not a curated record.
UUAAAAAAAUAAAAAUAAUACAACAAACGAUUAUACGUAUUGAUAAUAUAAUGCAUUAUUUGCUAUGCUUCUUUCUAGUAGAUAAAAAUAAUAACUUAAACGGAUAGAUCUUGAGAAAAUUCUUUUUAAAAAUACGAUAAAAAAAAUAGAGAUAGCCGCGGGCAAUUGAGUGAGAGUGUCGUUAUUGGAAUGCCACGACAAAGAAUUUCUUUGACAUUAUAUUCCGUAGUGAGAUUAAAAUUGCCUACAACUUUUACAAGUUGAAGUUUUUUUUUAACAGAUUAAAAUAGGUUACAACACGUUCUUGUCUGAAUCAAUUAAAUUGCGAAUUAAAAUGAAUUUACAACAGGAUAUUCAUCAUACAGAAGGAGAAAUUGAAUUGUUUAAUAAAAAUAUAUUGGAACGAUUAACACUACCGCAUAUUGAAGGUUUACUGAUGAGACCUCUUAGAUCUACUGAUUAUGAUAAAGGAUUUUUAGAACUUUUGGCACAAUUAACAGAAGUAGGAAAAGUAAAUAAAGAACAAUUUCUAAAUAGGUUUCAAAGUAUGAAAAAUACAGGGAUUUAUUAUAUCAUUGUUAUAGAAGAUGUAAAUAAUACUAUGGUAAUUGGAAGUGCAACUUUGAUAUCAGAGCAAAAAUUUAUUCAUAACUGUGCAUUGCGUGGACGUUUGGAAGAUGUGGUUGUGAAUAAUAAUUAUAGAGGUAAACAUUUGGGUAAAUUACUUGUUAAUGUUAUUUUGCAAUUAGCUCGUUAUUUACAUUGUUAUAAAAUAUCUUUGGAUUGUCGAGAUAAUCUCAUACCAUUCUAUGAAAGUUUAGGUUUUAAGAGAGAACCUAAUAAUGCAAAUAGUCUUAAUAUAAGAUUCUCAAAUGAAAAUACAGCAGAACAAUCUCACUUGUGAACAAAGGUUCACAAAUUAUUGGUUUAUUUAAUAAAAUGUAAAAAUAUUAAUUUUUUGGUAAUUAUCGCAUUUAUCACAUAAGCAUUAAACUGUUACAAUCAAAAAAAUUAAAAAUCAUAAAUUGUAAUUGUAAUUCUAUUAUUAUAUUAUACUUAUGAAAUUAAAUUUAUUAUGUAAUAGCGAAUUAUAUGAUAUAAGAAUAUUAAUAAACAUAAUAUACAUAUAACAGCUGCAUAUAUUUAUAUAUGUAUAUAGAAAUUUAAUAAAAAAAAAAAAUAAUU